Mandrillus leucophaeus (drill) is the source of this 1255-nucleotide messenger RNA. It is a transcript of the gene SRRD, whose product is annotated as SRR1 domain containing. Bases 9 to 986 code for a protein of 325 amino acids. The record is from RefSeq and is a predicted model, not a curated record. Gene Ontology annotation, cellular component: cytoplasm; nucleus. Gene Ontology annotation, biological process: microtubule-based process. Lineage: Eukaryota; Metazoa; Chordata; Mammalia; Primates; Cercopithecidae. The transcript is spliced from 7 exons.
AGGGACCAAUGGCUGCGGCCACAGCUACCGCGCUGGAAUCCUGGCAGGCCGCGGCUCCGCGGAAGAGGCGCUCGGCGGCUCGAAGGCUGCGGCGGAGGGAGGCGGCGCCCCGGGGUCCCGAGGCGGAGUUCGAGUCUGACAGCGGAGUCGUGCUUCGUCGCAUCUGGGAGGCUGAGAAGGACCUGUUUAUCUCUGAUUUCUGGAGUUCAGCACUAGAAACCAUCAAUAGAUGUCUCACAAAACAUCUGGAACAGCUGAAGGCCCCUGUGGGGUCUCUUUCUGACAUCUUUGGAAACCUGCAUCUUGACUCAUUGCCAGAUGAGUCAGAUGUGGCCCCUGAUUCUAUCCCAAGAGAGACCCUGGUCACAGGAACGUGCCAUUUGAAGUGUGUGUGUUACGGCAUUGGGAACUUUGCCACCUGCAUCAUAGCUAGAAACCAGCUAACGUUUUUGCUGCUUUUGUUGGAAAAGUGCCAGAUUCCCAGAAGUCACUGUUGGGUGUAUGACCCUCUGUUUAGCCAACUUGAAAUUGAAGUACUGAACACCCUUGGUGUGACUGUUCUCAGUGAGAAUGAGGAAGGGAAACGGAGUAUUCGCGGGGAGCCUACCAUCUUUUACAUGCUCCAUUGUGGGACGGCCUUGUACAACAAUCUUUUAUGGAGUAAUUGGUCAGUAGAUGCCCUUUCUAAGAUGGUCAUCAUUGGGAACAGUUUCAAAGGACUUGAGGAGAGGUUGUUGGCAAGGAUUCUGCAGAAAAAUUAUCCCUACAUUGCAAAGAUUUUAAAAGGACUGGAGGAGCUUGAGUUUCCUCAGACUUCACAAUACAUGGACAUAUUUAAUGACACCUCUGUCCACUGGUUCCCCGUGCAAAAGCUAGAACAGCUCUCCACAGAUAUUUGGGAGUUUCAGGAAGAACCAGAUUAUCAGGACUGUGAGGACCUUGAAAUCAUCAGGAACAAGACAGAAGAUCCUUCCACUACCGACUGAACUCACUGUGAGGUACUCAGUGUUGGCUGAGGUAGAAGCUGCCACCGGAGACUAAAGGGAAGGCUGCCAUGGAGGAACUACAGAGAACUCCUUUGCCAGGAAAGAACAUCAACUUGGCUGUCUUGUUUUGAGGACGAUACCCCCCAUGAGGACUUGGUAUAAAGAUUCCUGCACUGCUAAGUGGCAUUGUCCCGCUUUACAUCCUUCCCUCGUGACCUGGCCCAAUGUGGAGUAGCUCCCGAGUAAAGAAGUUACGCUUUUGAAGGUGA